AUGUCGAAAAAAAUCUCCUUCGACGAGUUUUUGAAGCAGCAACAGCAGGCUCAACAACAGCCCCGUGGCUACGGCUAUAAGAACUCAAAUAAUUAUCAGUACUCAGGUCAGAACUUCCAGUACUCAGGACAGAGCUUUCAGCCUGGCCAAUACUACUCUGGAUACCAGGGAUACCAGGGAUACCAGGGGUUUCAAAAUCAGGCUCACACUGGGUAUCAAGGCUAUCCUGAACAAAGCUUCUCCGCGAGUCAGAAUGGAAGCGAGGUUCCCUCUGGCGCUGAGUCCAGAAUAACUAGUGGGGCAGCCACUCCCAAUCCUGAUGCCUCCACCACGUCUCUCUCGUCGCUAGGCUCUGCAUUGAACAAACUUAAACUCGAAGAAACUCCUAUACUGGAACAUUUGACUGCGAUUCAAAAGUGCUCCAAGAUCAGUGACUCCAAGAAGGAGGCCGAGGCUAUUGCGCAAAAGGUUGCAGAGCAGCCAUCCAUGACGAUAUUCGAUACUUGGAAGAUCCUUGAUAUCGUCAAAAACUUAGCAAAGGCAAGAAGCUCCCCAAUUGUCAGGGAGUCCGCGCUUCUUGUAAUACAGCAACUUGCGUUCAGCUUGAGUAACUCUGCUCCUAAAGAGCUGUACUUGGUGCAGUUCAUCAGUGUGAUCCUUGAAGCAUUCACAGACAAGGACAGAAAUGUUGUCAAAACUGCGAAACAGACCCUUGAUAUUGUUUAUGGUGUCUUACCAGUAGAGAUCUUGGGCAGCUUGUUCAUUGACGAGAUUAUCAACUACCUUACAUCGUCUGCAAAGUGGAACACCAAGAUUGCUGCUUUAGAGAUUAUGGAUAAGCUUAUUGCUGAGGCCCCUGCCGAUUUGUUGGAAAUGAAAUUUAUCACUGCCGUUCCAGCGUUGACCGAUAUGGCAACAGACUUCAAGCCAGAGUUGGCCAAACACGGUUUAGCUACCUUAAAGCGCUUUGUGAAGGUGUUCGAUAAUCUUGAUUUGCAAAACAAGUAUGAUUUGAUCGUCGAAACCUUGGCCAAUCCUCAAAAAGUUCCAGAGUGUAUCAAGAACUUAUCUUCUGUUACAUUCGUGGCUGAAGUUACUGAACCUGCUUUGUCACUUCUAGUACCUAUUCUUGACAAGUCGUUGAAGAUGUCAUCCUCUACCAAUGAUCAGUUGAGACAGACGGUUACCGUCACCGAAAACUUGACUAGAUUGGUGAAUAAUAGAAGAGAGAUUGAGCACUACAUUCCUAUUUUGUUACCUGGUGUGGAAAAGGUAGUAAACAAUGCCUCAUUGCCGGAAGUGAGAGAGUUGGGAGCUAAAGCACUUCGUGUUUUGAAAGAAGCAGAGAGUGAACAAACCGAUGGUAAGUUCCAUGGCAGGAUAUCCUUGAAGGAUGCGGAAAAAUUCCUCACCGAAAACCUAAGUGAGGAUGUUAAGGACGUGCCAGCCGCUUUGCUUAAGGAUGGUACUGAAACGAGCUAUCUUGCUACUAUAGUACAAGUGGACGCUAACGUUAAUGACUGGAAACGAUUAGCAGAGUACCUUGAGAGCGCCAUCCAAUUGUCAGACUCUGUGACGGAGGAACUUAGAAAAAAGUAUACUGAGGAAGUUAUAAAGAAUUUGAAGCACCUCUUCACUGAAUCAGCUCUGGUCGACAAUGACGACAACGACGGUGCCGUUGAAAUCGUUAAUGCUGAUUUCUCCUUGGCCUACGGUUCUCGUAUGUUGUUGAACAAAACCAACUUGAGAUUGUUAAAGGGACACAGAUACGGCCUCUGUGGCAGAAACGGUGCUGGUAAAUCCACGUUGAUGCGUGCUAUUUCCAAGGGUCAAUUAGAAGGCUUCCCUACUCCCGAUCAGUUGCGUACAUGCUUUGUCGAGCACAAAUUGCAAGGUGAGGAAGGUGAUUUGGAUUUAGUCAGCUUCAUUGCUUCUGACCCAGAGUUGGCCAAUGUCGGGCGUGAUGAUAUUGCUAAGGCAUUGCAAGCUGUCGGGUUCCCUGAAGAAAGAUUGACUCAACAAGUUGGCUCCUUAUCGGGUGGUUGGAAGAUGAAAUUGGAAUUAGCAAGAGCUAUGCUUAUGAAAGCUGAUGUGUUGCUCUUGGAUGAGCCUACUAACCACUUGGAUGUUGGUAACGUCCAAUGGUUACAGAAUUACUUGAUCGAGCACACGGAGAUCACAUCUUUGAUCGUCUCCCACGACUCGGGUUUUUUGGAUGCGGUUUGCACGGACAUUAUUCACUACGAGAACAAAAAGCUAGCAUAUUACAAGGGUAAUUUAUCAGAGUUUGUCAAGGUCAAGCCCGAGGGCAAGUCUUACUACACAUUGAGUGACUCCAUGGUGAAGAUGGCCUUCCCACCUCCAGGUAUCUUGUCUGGUGUAAAGUCUAAUACGAGAGCAAUAGCCAGAAUGAGCAAUGUUACUUUCACAUAUCCUGGUGCUGCGAAGCCAUCCUUGAACAAUGUCUCUUGCAGUUUGUGUUUGUCGUCUCGUGUGGCCAUUGUUGGCCCCAAUGGUGCGGGCAAGUCUACGUUGAUCAAGUUGUUGACUGGAGAGUUGGUGCCAAACGAAGGUACUGUCGAGAAACAUCCGAACUUGAGAAUUGGAUACAUUGCUCAACACGCUUUGCAACACGUUGAACAGCAUAAGGAGAAGACAGCCAACCAGUACUUACAGUGGCGUUACAGAUUCGGUGACGACCGGGAAGUUUUAUUAAAAGAAUCGAGAAAGAUCUCUGAUGAAGAGAAGCAAAUCAUGGAAAAGCUCAUUGACGUUGGUGACGGGCAAGGACCAAGACAAAUUGAGGCGCUCGUUGGUAGACAAAAGUUGAAGAAAUCUUUCCAGUAUGAGAUCAAAUGGAAGUAUUUCUUGCCUAAGUACAACUCCUGGCUUCCAAGAGAGUUUUUGAUCGAGCAAGGAUUCGAGAAGUUGAUUCAAAAGUUCGAUGAUCAUGAGGCUUCAAGAGAAGGUCUUGGCUACAGAGAAUUGACACCAAAAGUAAUAAGAAAGCAUUUCGAGGAUGUCGGAUUGGAUGGUGACAUUGCAGACCACACACCUAUGGGCUCUUUGUCCGGUGGUCAAUUGGUCAAGGUUGUUAUUGCUGGCGCUAUGUGGAACAAUCCCCACUUGCUUGUUCUUGAUGAACCUACAAACUAUUUGGACAGAGACUCCUUGGGAGGUCUUGCCGUUGCCAUUCGUGACUGGAGCGGAGGUGUUGUCAUGAUUUCGCACAACAACGAGUUUGUUGGAGCCUUGUGUCCUGAGCAAUGGCACGUUGAAAAUGGGGCUGUUGUUCAGAAGGGCAAUGCUGCCGUUGAUGCGCUGAGAUUCGCUGAUGGCGUCGAGUCCAAGGAUGGUUCGCCUGCACCUGAACCAGUGAAGAAGAGAGCAGACGAUGACGACUCCCCUGCGAACAUCAAGGUCAGAACCAGAAAGAAGAAGAUGACUAGAAACGAGAAGAAAGCACAGGCUGAGAGAAGAAGAUUGCGUCACAUCGAAUGGUUGAGCAGUCCUAAAGGUACACCAAAGCCACCAGACACUGACGACGAGGAAGAGUGA
This is a messenger RNA of Candidozyma auris, 3558 nucleotides long. RefSeq names its product Elf1p (gene ELF1). Gene Ontology annotation, molecular function: ATP hydrolysis activity; ATP binding. The transcript has a single exon. NCBI's taxonomy places the organism in Eukaryota, Fungi, Ascomycota, Pichiomycetes, Serinales, Metschnikowiaceae. The record is from RefSeq and is a predicted model, not a curated record. Bases 1 to 3558 code for a protein of 1185 amino acids.